Molecule: messenger RNA, 2266 nt
Organism: Nymphalis io (European peacock)
Lineage: Eukaryota; Metazoa; Arthropoda; Insecta; Lepidoptera; Nymphalidae
Product: dynein intermediate chain 2, ciliary
Exons: 17
Coding region: 1-2208 (735 amino acids)
Biological process (GO): outer dynein arm assembly; cilium movement
Cellular component (GO): outer dynein arm
Molecular function (GO): dynein light chain binding; dynein heavy chain binding
Source: RefSeq, a predicted model, not a curated record
AUGUCUUCUGACGAGGAAAGUGAUAAGGAAACAACGUCGAAGUCCCGAGGGAAUCUUGUGGAAGAUGAAGCGCUGGAUUGGCUGAAACCUCGAGCACUGAUUAAGCCUGAUGAUCAAGAAGACGUUCCCGAAGCGGAUCUUGAAGAAGAAGUAGGUCGUGUCUUAACAACAAUUAAUCCUCAAUGGAUUGCUGAUGAAGUGGCGUAUCACUAUGGACAGGGGAAAUUUUUAAGAAGAGCUAGACCCACAUAUGGAAAAGCCUAUCCUUUGUAUAUCUAUCAAGGCACAGCUAUACGGAAAGACUCAGAAGAAGCGAAAGCCCAAAUCGCAGCUGGCUAUGGUAUGGUUGGUUUUGACGACGCUGGUCCAAAGCGAGCAAAGGUUAAGAAAUCUAAAGCAGAAGAAGAAGAGGAGGAAGAACCGGAGCCAGAUACGCAACCAGCUGAAGAAGCUAAGCCGGAAGAGGACGCAGCAGAUGAAGAAAAACCAAAAGAACAAGUCGAUGAACCAGAAAUAGUGAAACCUGAAGUUGUUGAUGAAGAAGUCGAGGCGGUAGCUGAUGAAACUGCUCCUGAAGAAAAAGAGGAAGGCGAGGCCCAUGUUGAGGAAAAAAUUGAAAUCAAACCACGAGUGAAGAAACUUGCGAAUCAAUUCAAUUUUUGCGAGAGAGCUGCGCUAACAUACACCUUCCCUAGAAGAUCUGUGGAGACACAAACAAUUCCGCCACCACGAGCUAAUUAUGGAGCAACUGGUCUUCAAUGUAUUAUAUUUGAUUACUAUCAAGAGGAUUACGCUAAAAAGCAACGAGAAAAGGAAGAGGAGAAACCAAAAAGGUUGCGUAAAAAAGCAGCUAAGCAUGCGAAGUCGGCGCAACAAAUUCACGAUGAGCAACUCGCGCAACGCAUUCGUGAAGCCUGGACGAUCCUUGAACGAUUGGUCAACCAAAACAUUUAUGAUGACAUUGCUCAAGACUACCGCUAUUGGGAUGAUCCAUCUGACGAAUUUCGUGAAGGUAUGGGAUCCCUGUUACCAUUGUGGAAGUUUCAAUUUGAACCGAUGCGUAAUCAUGCUGUUUGCGACGUGCAGUGGAAUCCGCACUAUCAAGACUUGUUCGCAGUAGCUUAUGGAUCAUUGGAUUUUACACAACAACAAAAAGAGGGAUGUCUCUGUCUCUACAGUAUAAAAAAUCCAGCAUUUCCAGAAUAUUCCGUUGUAACAGAUUCCCCAAUUAUAUGUCUCGACGUUUAUAAGGAAACUCCUUAUCUUGUUUGUGUCGGACGCUACGAUGGCAACGUAUGCGUUUACAACGCCCAACUGACAUUGGAAUCUAGUUAUCAAUAUAAAUCGGACUCCGUGAGAGAUAAACACAGCAACAUUGUUUGGGAGAUCCGUUGGGGAGGUCGCCUGAUCGACGGUGAAGCGUCGUUCUUUUCAAUUUCUGGCGAUGGACGAGUGGUUCAGUGGGCCGUAAUGCCGGGAGAGUUGCAAGCCACUACCAUCAUCACACUGCAUUCGAGUGUUCCUCCCAUUCCUGGACCUGAUGGAACUCUACUAACUGUCAAUAGUUGUGGCAGUUGUAUCUGUUUCCACCCAGAGAAACCGGAUAUUUUCAUGGUCGGAACAGAAGACGGAAUGAUCCACACGUGUUCACUGAAGUAUAAUCGCAAUUACGUUCGUUCAGUGCAAGGUCAUCACAUGCCCGUGUACAGAAUCCACUAUAACUACUUCAACAAUAGCAUCUACGCGUCCUGCUCUGGUGAUUGGCGGGUCAAGAUAUGGGAAGACGGGCGAGAUGAACCGCUGUUUAUGUUCGAGCUUGGCUCUCCUGUGGGCGAUGUGAAAUGGGCGCCCUACUCCAGCACCGUAUUUGCAGCAUGUACUGCCGAUGGCAAGGUUUACGUUUACGACUUAAAUGUUAAUAAGUAUCGUCCCAUUUGCAUGCAAGCUAUCGUUUCAAAGAAAACAAAGAAACUUACAAGGAUAGACUUUAAUCGUCAACUGCCUGUCGUUGUUUGUGGUGACACUAAAGGCACCUGCCAUGUAGUUAAAUUAUCGCCAAACUUACGAGUUAUGUGUAAGCCACCUAAAAAAGCGCAAGGAAUAGACCAGCGAACUUUACAGAUUAUGAAACUGGACAAACUACUUAGUUUAGUACGAGACCCGCCAUUCCAGACUGGCGUUGUUGACGAGAAAUUCGACGACGAUUAAUGUAAUUUUAUUUUAACCUUAAUAAAUAAUUUAUAAAUAAAACAAUAAUUUAUUUCGA